CUCACUCUUACUGUUUUCCCUCUCUCUCUUCUCUCUUUCCUUCUCCCCUUCUUUCUCUGAACUUUCCCUCUCUCACUCCCACUCUCCUGUCACAUCUGGUGGGGAUCUGGAUCUGAACUGACCAGGGCCGGCCCUGGGAGUGACUGUGUAGUUACUGUGGCUCCUCUCUAUCCUGCUAUGGGACUGUCUCUGGCUGGACUGGAAACCAGACUGCUUUGCCUCUGUCUCUGUCUCUGCUAACCUCCCUCUGUCAGAGAAGACAGUACAGGUCGUGUCCUCCUUCGCCUAACCACCCCGGGAGCCCUGCUGUUCUGACAAUACCUAUCUGACCAUCGGUGGUACAGGGCAGCUCAGGUAGCUCAGGUAGCUGAAGAAGUGAGACGACCAGGCACCACCAGCAGACAUGGCCAGGACAUCUCUGUUGCAGGGCCUGACUAUGUUCCUCCUGGCCUGGGCUCUGGUGCACUGCCAAGCCCCUCUGGAGCCCCAGGAGGAAGAGGAAGAGGACGAUCCCAUGGAGGAGACAGAGAUAGAGACCUUCCUGGUACCGGUCGUGGCGAAGGUGGAGCCGGUGGUGUGUCCUGGCGAGUGUAGCUGUACAGAGGAGGGAGCGGUGGACUGUGCUGGGGUUGACCUCAUGGACUUUCCUAGUGAGCUGUCUGAGAGCACGCGCAUUCUCUCGCUGCAGAACAACCGGAUAGAAAUAUUAACUAUUGAGGACCUGGCACGUCUGCAGCAACUGGAAACACUAAAUCUGCAAAACAACCGUCUGACUACGCAAGGCCUUGAAGAUGAAGGGUUUACAGUGCUGGAACAGCUGACCUACUUGUACUUGGCCAAUAACAAGAUCGGCAGUUCCAGAGGCUGCCGGAGACCUGGAGACCGGAGACCUCCUUUCCUGAGGACGGCUCACCUCUCACAGUUCUGGCUCACCACAGCACCCAGACACCUGCCUCCCUCACUGGUCAGUGCUGAUUUUGCCGCUAAUUCACUCACAAAGAUCUACCCGUACACAUUUGGCCAGAAGCCAGGACUGAAGUCAGUGUAUCUCCAUAACAACAAACUGACAGAUGCAGGGCUACCAGAGAACAUGUUUAACGGUUCUGACAGCCUGGAGGUUCUCAUCAUGUCCAGUAACUUCCUCCGCUACGUCCCUAGGAACCUGCCCUCUGCUCUCUACCGCCUACAUCUAAAGAACAACAUGCUGGAGAAGAUCCCAUCAGGGGCGUUUGACAGCCUGACCCAGCUCAGAGAGCUCUACCUACAGAACAACCUGCUUAGCAAUGAAGGCAUGGACAACGAGACCUUCAGCCAGUUGACCAAGCUGGAGUAUCUGGACCUGUCCAACAACAACCUGAGUGUGGUUCCUCAGGGUCUGCCUCGAGGUCUGAUACUGCUACACCUAGAGAAGAACAACAUCCGCAGUAUCCCUGGCGAUGCCCUCAUAGCCUGCCGUAACCUGGAGUACCUACUGCUGCACAACAAUCAGCUACGCUCCCGCUCCAUACACCAAGCUGCAUUCCAUGGCCUGAAGAAGCUACACACCCUCCACAUGUACAACAACCAGCUGGAGCGUGUCCCCAGGGGUCUCCCCCGCCGAGCCAAGACCCUUAUGCUGCUUCACAACGGCAUCAACGAGAUCGGACGCAAUGACCUGGUGAUGCUUUACACCCUGACUGAGCUCAACCUCAGCUACAACCGCCUCAUUAGCCCCAAGCUGCACCGAGAAGCUUUCAGGAAGCUGCGUCUGCUGGAGACCUUGGACCUGUCAGGGAACGCCCUCCACUCCCUGCCCCUGGGGCUACCCCGCUCCCUGCAGGUCCUCCGGGUGAAGGACAACCAGCUGACCUCCAUACCAGAGGGGGCGCUGCAGGGCAUGUCCAAGCUCAGGGAGAUCCACCUCAACCACAACCAGCUCAAACUCAACUCCAUCUACCAAGGAGCCUGGAUGGAGCUCAGCGCUCUGACGACGUUGGACCUGUCCAGUAACCAGCUGUCCCAUGUCCCCUCUGACCUGCCUGAGUCUCUGGAGUACCUGUACCUUCAGUCCAAUCGUAUCAGCACUGUCCCUGCCACUGCCUUCGAGGGCACCCCCAACAUCAAGGGCAUCUUCCUACGGUUCAACCGUCUGUCAGCCCACUCUGUGAAGGAGAGCUCCUUCAAACACCUGACCAACCUGCGGGUGCUAGACAUUGGCCACUUGAGUCACUCCGACCCCUCUGGCUCCCCCGGACCCCCCUUCGGACAAGAGGAAGAGGAGGAGGAAGAGAUAGAGAAAGAGGAAGUGGGAGAGGGAUUUGCUUAAUAAGUUUAGCCCAUGGACACAAGCUGCUUGAAUGAUCGGAACCAAAUGGUGCAGUUGUUUGAGAUGCCAUCCGAAAGUCCUGUUAUUUUGAACGUACAGAAACAUUUAUUUUUGCAGUAGAUUCAAAAAUGUAAAUUAAACUAUGAAUGGAAGGGGAACGUGGUAUUUUGUCCCAUUGCAUAUAGUGGUGAAUUGCAGAUGCACAUAUCUCUGGUGCAGGAUACUAGAUGAAAUGGUAUUUUUGUUUGUUGUAUUAUUUUUCUGGCCUUUGCUUGUCUAUGCAAUGACAGAUACGGUUGAUUUUUGUUCAUCCCAAAUUGCACCCUAUUCACUAUUGUGUGCACUACAUUUGACUAGGGCCUAUAGGGCUCUGGUCAAAAGUAGUGCACUAUAUAGGGAAUAGUGUGCCAAUUGGGACACCGCUUGUCUCACCACCACUUUAGUGGAACCAGAAAGAAAGAGACAGUCAGACCUGUCAUAUGUUGAUCAUACUGUAUGAGUUCCAUCUCUGAACUUUACUGUGUGCUAGCUGUGUCACCAUACAAAGAAGAUUAUGUUGAGAUUUGAAGUUAUUGUCAUCAGUUUUGAGCCUGUAUUCAUACAGAUGUAGGAUAUUAAUUUGAUCACCCUGUUGCAGGAGAACUUUCCUGCAAUGCAGGAAAUGUAAAUUGUGUAUUUGAGGUUUAAAAAGGUUUCUGAACUUUGUAAUUCUCACUUUGAAAUUUCAGACUUGAUUUUCCAUUGCAUUUUUUUUUAUCAACUCCUACAAAGAUGUUCAUUAAUUAUAAUCCACAUAAUAAUUCACAUUUCCUGUUGCUGCAGGAUUAUUUUCCUGCUGUAGCAAACUGGCUCAAAUGAAGAUCCUACAUGUGUACGGUAAAGUGUCUCAGACUAGGAGUACUGAUCUUGGAUCAGAUCCCCGCUCUUAUUCAUUAUGUUCUAAAAGGCUAAACUGAUCCUAUAUCAGCACUCCUACUCUGAGAUGCUUUGUGGAUACUGGCUCUGGGUGUGAUUGUGUGUCAUGGCCUGGUAAUACAGUCUGGCUUUAUGUCAUUCUGUUAUUCUUAUAUCAUCGUUAAUAUGCCACAGAAGUUCCGUGACUGUGUCACAAUCUCCUCCCUCGCUCAGCCUACCAGGAGCUUGAUCCAUGCUGCUAAUCUAAUGCCUUGCUUUAAUCCAGUCUUGUUUUACAACGAUAACGAUUGCAAAUAUUUGUAUAUGGUUUCUGAAAAACUCAUGCUAUUAAAUUAAUCUUGUUGCUAUGAA
This is a messenger RNA of Salvelinus fontinalis (brook trout), 3571 nucleotides long. It is a transcript of the gene podn, whose product is annotated as podocan. Gene Ontology annotation, molecular function: protein binding. The transcript is spliced from 14 exons. NCBI's taxonomy places the organism in Eukaryota, Metazoa, Chordata, Actinopteri, Salmoniformes, Salmonidae. The record is from RefSeq and is a predicted model, not a curated record. The coding region runs from base 404 to 2305 and encodes 633 amino acids.